Molecule: messenger RNA, 561 nt
Organism: Fusarium redolens
Lineage: Eukaryota; Fungi; Ascomycota; Sordariomycetes; Hypocreales; Nectriaceae
Product: dienelactone hydrolase family-domain-containing protein
Exons: 4
Coding region: 1-561 (186 amino acids)
Molecular function (GO): hydrolase activity
Source: RefSeq, a predicted model, not a curated record
AUGAAAUUUACUAAUCAGAAUACUUCUGUUGUUAGUGAAAGCUUCCCUUCAAAGCAUCUCCACGCCUCUGAGGAAGCUGCCGCGAGAUGGGUCAAGGCUGUCAAGGCCGAGUACAGCACCAGCGAGGCUGUCAAGUUUGCGGCCGUUGGAUACUGUUGGGGUGCUCGAUUCGUCACUCAUCAACUGUCGGCCGACGGCAUCUGUCAAGCCGGAGCCAUCGCCCACCCAUCUUUUCUGAAGGAAAGCGAUGUAUUCAAGACCAAAGAACCGAUCUUUCUCUCCGUUCCUGCCACAGAUAAGCUCUUCGAACCUGAGCAGCGCAGCAGGACAGUUGAAAUUCUGUCUCAAGGAAACGGAAGAUUCAACAUGCAGAUCUUCUCAAACGUCGGCCACGGUUUUGCAUCUCGAGCACGUCUCACUGAUCCCUACGAGAAGUGGGCUAAGGAGCAACAUUUCAAGAGCUUUGUUGACUGGUUCGACUUUUGGCUUGGAAAGAAGUAUAUGCCCUAUAUAGGAUACUGGUUGGACUAUACUAAGACAUUUGUAGACUCGAAGUGCUAG